UCGCCAGUACUGGAUAGGAUAGAGACAGGUGGACUGUGGAGCACACGAGAGUUAAAGCCAGAGUACCGGUCUACCGCCUCGCCUCAAAACUUUACCGGUCGUGAGUUCGUUGUCCGAGAUUAAAAUUCAUUUGCUAAAUCAUCACGAUAAAAUUUUAUCAAAAUGCAAAUUCAAGGCGCCUUGAAUUGUGGUAAAUUCAGAUAAAUAUUGUACCAUUAUUAAUUGGUAGCCCACAUUCACCUGGAUCCCAGUGCCAAGUCGCGUGUGAAUCCUGUUCAGGUUUAAUGUGAAAACGCAAAUCGUGGGGGAGUCACGUCUUUACCCACAUUUUUUCACGCAGUUUGUUUGAUAAAAAAAAAAUCAAGUUGAUGAGACUGAUGAGAAUUAAACUCACGGAACAUCAUCGAUAUCAUCGAUAGGAUACCAAGAGAAGGAGAAAAUGUUUCGUAAGAAAUGGCGCGAGAUCGUUUAGGAUCAGACUACUCCGAGAGUAUGAGCGACGCGACAACGUGCACCUGUACAACAACAUCUCUAGACAAGUGUUCCCUACGGAGUUGCACAAUGUUCCACGAGCCAUUCUUCUUGCACCCGCCGACAUCCCGUCCCCGAGACGGCAUUUACAUAAAUCCAAUGAACCCCUUCAUCUCGGAAUCUCCAAAACCGAAGGACGCCGAAUCCUUCUAUCUCCACAGCCCCCACGACCUCGUCUACACGAGGAUAACUCGGCUAUUCUGCGAGAACAUGGAUAAGUCCAGGCAUGUGGAGCGCAAUGGUAUCGAGAGGAAGGACGAGACAUUAACCGUGAAAGUGGAUGUACACAUCAAUAAUGGAAAUUUCAAGACCCUGAGCAACGGUAAUUCGAUAAAGUCGGACAUAAUCAAGGACACGGAUCAUGCUUAUGAGCAGAUCUGCAUCAGGCCGGAAGAGACGGAGAGUGUUAAGUCGAUUGGAAAUAAAAAAAUUCAUGACGACGUUAAUGGAAGCGGUCGUUUGAGAACGAGCGAACGAAGAUUCAGCAGAUCAAGCAGCGGCAGUGAAUCCUCCCAACUCAGCAGUGAAAUUCACUAUUCCUCAGCCACGUCAACCCCUCCAUUAUCACGCAACAGCAGUAAUGAACAUCUUGGAAAAAUUCCAAAGCCCCCAGAAUUACCAGAGAGGAAUAGCGCAACACCAGAAGGUGAGAAGAAUUCGAAAUCAUCGGCAAAUGGUCCCAGCAUCGUAAAUCCACCACCACCACCGCCCCCACCACCACCUCCAGACACUGAUGAUUCCUCAAAACUGAACGACAUGAGCGAGAAGAUGGACAGCAAGGAUACCAAGAGUGAGAGUGAAAGCACUAGUUCAGCGACCAACAAGUCCGAUGUAUCCUCCGAACAAGCCCAUCAGUGUCUACCGCAGGCGGAAGUUGUAACCGCGGUUAGUGCCUCGUGUACAGAGACUGAGGAUACCAAGCAGUGCCAGGUGACACACCUGGUCAAUAAGCACAUGGUGUUGCCAUUCAUACCACCGAAAUUCAACAAUGCAGCCGAUUCAAAUACAUUGCUCAAGCCGUCGGAGUAUUUGAAGAGUAUCUGCAAGGCAUCGGGAAAAAAUACAUUGUCGAAAGCACGAUCAGUCGACAAUUUGGACAUUCAAACACGAACAGAAGAGGAGGAGGUGGUGCAGUGUCCUUCCGUAAAUCCACCACCACCGGGGCCACCUCCACCGCCCCUUCCGCCCCUCCUAAUACCAAAAGACACAUCAGCAACAGUAUCAUCAUCGUCAGCUGUAACGAAUAAUCACGAAACACCGGAGACCCCGAGGACACCCCAGCCCUUGGCAACAAUCAGCAUCCAGGACUUAACGAGUGUACAACUUCGCCGUACCAACAUCAAGAUGCAUGCAACAAAGACAUUCUCAGCUCCACCACCUCGCAGUGUGUCCAUGACCAAUGUGUCAGAACCCUUUUUCGUCCAGAAAACUGAUCUCAUAGCUGAGCUUAAACUUGCUAAAGACAUCCCAGGAAUAAAGAAAUUCAAAGUGGAGAUGGCCAAGGUGGAGAAGAAACAGGAGCAAAAUCUCAUAUCAGAAAUUAGUAAAAGUUUCAGUGUCUCAAAUUUUGUUGAUCAAAUACCAGAGAGAGACAGCGCUGGAAAUAUAAUUCCCAUUUGGAAGCGGCAAAUGCUGGCGAGAAAAGCAGCAGAUCGUGCAAAAAAAGAACUGGAGGAGCAAAUAGCCCGGGAGAACGAAGAGAAACGACAAAAAGCCAUUCCACCGUGGAAGAGGCAAUUGUUGGCGAAAAAAGAUAAUUACGAUGAGAAAGAAAAGAAAGCAACCGUAGCAGUCCCUCCUACUCCAGUUGCUCCAGCACCCCCACCAGUUAAAAUCGACUUAGUACCUGUUCAAAAAAGGGAUGCCCCUGCCGCAACAAGGCCAAAGGAAGUGAAAGUGGAAGAAGAAAAGAAACCAGUACCUACCAGGGACAAUGAUUCCGACGACGAUGCCCCAAUUAUUCCAUGGCGUGCACAAUUGCGAAAAACAAACAGCAAAUUAAAUAUUCUCGACUGAUUAAUUAAUCAGCAGUAUAAAUUCACUGUCCAAAAUCAACACAACAACUGAAUGAAGCAUUGACCUACUGUUUUAUAAUAUGAAUGAGCUCCAGAGCAAUGAAUUUUCAUGAUUGUGUUUGAUCAUUCGAUUGAUCAUUCAAUAUCCUAUGUACUUCAUCUAUAUAAGUAUAUGGACAUAAUCGACAGAAUACUAUUAAGAUCCAUCAUCAAUGUAAAUAAAAUGUCAGUUUAUCAUUA
This is a messenger RNA of Diachasmimorpha longicaudata, 2786 nucleotides long. RefSeq names its product proteoglycan 4-like (gene f). Bases 454 to 2547 code for a protein of 697 amino acids. The record is from RefSeq and is a predicted model, not a curated record. NCBI's taxonomy places the organism in Eukaryota, Metazoa, Arthropoda, Insecta, Hymenoptera, Braconidae. Gene Ontology annotation, cellular component: cytoplasm. Gene Ontology annotation, molecular function: actin filament binding. The transcript is spliced from 12 exons. Gene Ontology annotation, biological process: actin filament bundle assembly.